This is a messenger RNA of Bolinopsis microptera, 1138 nucleotides long. RefSeq lists its product as uncharacterized. The coding region runs from base 29 to 835 and encodes 268 amino acids. The record is from RefSeq and is a predicted model, not a curated record. The transcript has 4 exons. NCBI's taxonomy places the organism in Eukaryota, Metazoa, Ctenophora, Tentaculata, Lobata, Bolinopsidae.
GUCAUUUCCACCAUCUAACGAUGCUUCAAUGAUGCCAAGUCCAAGACGGGGAAAACGGAAUCCUCGCUUUUCCUCUCCAGGACAACAGUUUUCACCUGGUGGCCAACAAAAUUCCUUCCAUCAGUCGCCUUACAAUAACGGAGGAGGCCAACAGUCUCCCUAUAAUAACAGAGGAGGCCAACAGUCUCCCUAUAAUAACAGAGGUUUUGGGACUCCAAAUAGACAGUCAGGUGGACGCGGGCGGGGCCGUGGACGUGGACAAGGGUGUCAAUAUGGGGACUAUCAGAGAGAUGUCCAACAGUUCAGUCCCAACUACCGGUCUAUGAGUGGAGGUUAUGGAGGCUCCUCACCGAAUUGUAGUUUUGACCCUAACCUGAAAAGAAGAAUGCACCCACAAGGUAACGGACUCUACCACCCGUCUAUGGCAACUGAUCCGUGGGAAGGGUUAUCAUCUGAGGAUAAACCUAUGUUCAAGGCUGCAAACUACAUCAGCGAAAGUUAUUUGAGUUACUGCGCUAAAUUGCAAACGAAAUCACGUGAACGCACAUUUGAGGAUGAUUGGAAGACAUCGUCUGAUUCCACAACUACACCCUCAGUAUCUCAGUUAGCAGCAAAUGUCUCCAAACUCUAUGACUCAUUUGUCUCUAGUAAUUCUGAAAGUAUUCCUGGAAAACUAAAAGAACAUCGGAAUGACGAUAGGCCUACUAAAAUCCAAAAAACUGAAACCAGUAUAAAAAAUACUGAAACGGCUACAGAAACUUUGAAUGUUGAAGAAGGAGAAAAGAAAGUAAAAGAGGAUGACGAAUUUUCUGAUGACGGAAAUUUGAUGUUUUGAUCUUCAUUUAUUUAAAUGUUUCACUGCCUAUGACUUGAUAGAUAACAGACACUUUUUCCGUAUCAAAUCUGUGAAUUUUAAUUUUAGUCAGGAUGUAAAACACAUUAUAAAACCUUUUAUAAUGUUUAUGCCUUUUACAACUUUCUUUUUAUUAUAUAAUAUUAUUAUUAUCAACUGAAAUAUAGGAGAACAUAAACGUGGAUGCGACAGAAUUUUAGCACUAAAGAAAAGUUUUGAAAACUGGGAUUCGAAAUUGAAUUAUAUUUUAAACUGUUUAACAUUUGAAAUAUUUUAUCAUUCUGC